CCGGGAAACCGCCAGAGGUGUUCGUGGUAGGGUUUAAUAGAGCGUCCUGUCGUCCUCUCCGAAGCCGUAUACUCUCCACGAAAGAGGCCGCGACGGCGAUGGCGCUCGCGGUCGAACGGGAAUUCAUCGGCGCCGGCUGCAACCGCAUCGUGAACAAUGUCUCCUGGGGCCUUUCGGGCUUGGUGGCCUUCGGCGCCCAGAACGCCGUCGCUAUCUUCUGCCCGCAGACUGCUCAGAUAUUGACUACGCUUCCUGGGCACAAGGCCGUCGUUAACUGUACUCAGUGGCUUCCUUCUAGCAAAGAUGCUUUCAAAGUUCAACAUGCCGAGGUGCAUUAUCUUCUGUCAGGAAGUUCUGAUGGUGUCCUCAUUGUAUGGGAAAUGGACCUCAAGAAAAGAGAGUGGAGAAGUAUUUUACAAGUAUCAGACGUGCAUAAGAAAGGUGUUACAUGUCUAAGUGGCCUGAUAAUUUCCCAUACUACAGCAAUGUUUGCUUCUGCUUCUUCUGAUGGCCUUGUUGUUAUAUGGGAAUUGGUUCUUCCAUAUGCUACUUUGCGAGAUUGCAAAAUUUCUUGCUUGGAGUCUCUCUCUGUGGGUUCAAAGCCUAUGGUUGCACUGUCUUUAGCAGAUUUGCCAGGAGAAUCAGGGCAUGUUAUUUUAGCAAUGGGGGGCCUAGACCAAAAGAUUCACAUUUACCUUGGUGAUCAUAAAGGGAAUUUUAUUCGUGCUUGUGAGCUAAAAGGUCAUACAGAUUGGAUCAGAAGUUUGGACUUUUCUUUACCUCUUUGUUUAGAUGGUGAAAAUGAAAGCCUUCUCCUUGCAAGUUCAUCUCAGGACAGAAGCAUACGCAUAUGGAAGAUGGUUAUGCAUCUUUCUUCAUCUAAUUCUCAGGUGCCGUACAAGAAGGACGAAGGAAUUGGCUUGACAUCAUACAUUGAAGGCCCUUUGUUUUUGGCUGGUUCUACUGGUUAUCAGGUUUCUUUGGAAUCUUUGCUUGUUGGGCAUGAAGAUUGGGUAUACUCUGUUGAGUGGCAGUCUCCAUUUAUUAAUGGAAGUAAAGCUCACCAACCAAUGAGCAUCUUGUCAGCAUCUAUGGACAAGACAAUGAUGAUAUGGAGACCUGAGAAAAACACUGGUAUCUGGGUAAAUGUGGUGACUGUUGGUGAGUUAAGUCACUCUGCCUUGGGCUUUUAUGGCGGUCACUGGGCACCAGAUGGUGGGUCAAUUCUUGCUCAUGGAUAUGGUGGAUCUUUUCAUUUAUGGAGAAACACUGGCAUGGAUUUUGAAAAUUGGCAGCCACAAAAGGUCCCCUCUGGUCAUUUUGCCUCUGUAUCAGACAUUGCAUGGGCCAGGAAUGGUGAAUAUUUACUAUCUGUUAGCCAUGACCAAACUACUCGGGUUUUUGCUCCAUGGCAUAGUGAAGGUGAUAGGACUCCUUGGCAUGAAAUCGCUCGUCCACAAGUUCAUGGUCACGAUAUUAAUUGUGUCGCCAUCAUACAAGGGACUGGAAAUCAUCGGUUUGUUAGUGGCGCUGAUGAAAAAGUUGCUAGAGUUUUUGAGUCUCCUUUAUCAUUUUUGAAGACUCUUAUGCAUGCAGUCCAAAAAUCUGUCUGCUUUGAGGAUAUUAAUGAAGAUGUACAGAUCUUGGGGGCUAACAUGUCUGCUCUUGGAUUAUCACAGAAGCCCAUUUAUAUGCAUGCUAACACUGACACUCCAAGCAGGCUUCAGAGUGAUGCUUCCGACUCUCUGGAAACAGUUCCUGAUGCUGUGCCCACUGUUUUUACAGAACCUCCCGUUGAGGAGCAACUAUCAUGGCAUACAUUGUGGCCCGAGUCUCACAAACUUUAUGGUCAUGGAAAUGAAUUGUUCUCUCUUUGCUGUGACCAUGAGGGAAAGCUGGUUGCUUCUUCAUGCAAGGCGCAGUCAGCAACUGUAGCAGAAAUAUGGCUAUGGCAGGUUGGAUCUUGGAAACCAGUUGGUCGCUUACAAUCCCACAACUUAACAGUUACACAGCUGGAAUUCUCUCACGAUGAUGCAUUUCUUUUGUCUGUUUCAAGGGAUCGACAUUUUUCCAUCUUCUCAAUUGGAAAAUCCAGGGACACCAGUCAUCAUCUGAUCGCCAAGCAGGAGGCACACAAAAGAAUAAUAUGGGCGUGUGCAUGGAACCCAUUCGGCCAUGAAUUUGCAACAGGGUCAAGGGAUAAGACUGUCAAAAUCUGGGCUGUUGACGGUUCCUCUUCUGUCAAGCAGCUUUCUAUCUUGCCCCAGUUCCAUGAUAGUGUUACAGCUUUAGCUUGGGUGGGCCGUGAACGCUCCAUUAACUCUGGAAUUCUUGCUGUUGGCAUGGAUGAUGGUCUCAUCGAACUUUGGAGUGUCUCCGCUGGAAAAACUGCCGCUGGUCAUGACUCAGAGCCAUCAGCAUUUAGUGCUGUUCUUUCGAUUCGAUUUGAUCCUGUCCUGUGCCAUGUUUCGACGGUGCUCCGUUUAGCUUGGAGGGAGCGAUGCGCUGGUGAUUCAAGGGCCACGGAACUUGCAUCUUGCGGAGCGGAUCAAAGUGUUAGGGUGUUCAAGGUCUGCGAUUAUUGAAGAUGCUUGUCAGGUGUACUAACCCCAAUGUUAAACAGAGUCAUUUCUCAUUCUGAUCUGAAGGGAAAUACAGCCCCACUUUGCUGGAUCAGAUAGGGUUUCAUGAAAUGGGUUUCCAGCUAGUAUGAUUUUGCCGAUGGUGGCUAUGUAUCAUGUAUUGUUAUCAUGUUAUUGGUUGUGCACCCAAAAAUGGCAGCAAGAAUGUUAAUUUACCUCCUGUAACCAAAAAAUUUGUGGGUUCUGUUGAGACUACUAUGUGUUGUAUUAGCCUUUUUUCUUUUCUUUCAUGAAUCAAAAGGUUCAUCGUUAUGGACA
Musa acuminata AAA Group (dessert banana) is the source of this 2900-nucleotide messenger RNA. Its product is annotated as elongator complex protein 2-like. The record is from RefSeq and is a predicted model, not a curated record. Gene Ontology annotation, molecular function: protein binding. The transcript has 10 exons. Gene Ontology annotation, cellular component: elongator holoenzyme complex. The coding region runs from base 99 to 2585 and encodes 828 amino acids. Gene Ontology annotation, biological process: tRNA wobble uridine modification. NCBI's taxonomy places the organism in Eukaryota, Viridiplantae, Streptophyta, Magnoliopsida, Zingiberales, Musaceae.